AUGCGCGGGCGCGAGCUUCGGCUCGCCCUCGACGGGGCGACGAUUGGAAAAAAUUCCUCCGCAUCGCGCGCGCUCGAGCUCGCGUGCGCGUACGACGGCGAGACGCGACGGGGGCGCGCGCGCGUGGACGACGGCGACGCCGCGGUGGGUCAACGGGACGAUGGAUCGUCGACGGUCGUGGGGUCGGAAGACGGCGCGGACGCGUUCGCGGGCGCGGGCGCGGGCGAGGUUGUGGUGUUUCGACGGACCGAGGGACGGGCGCGGACGCUCGCGCGGUCGAGGGCGCGGGUGAUGAUUGAGGCGCGAGACGGGCGCGGACGGACGCGCGCGCGCGGCGCGUGCGAGGUGGAUAUUGACCGCGAUACCGUGGACGACGCGCGCGUGGUGGUGCUGCGCGCGCGGAAUGGAACGAUUUGGGGGGAGGUGCGGGCGCGGGUGACGACGCGGGCGAUCGGUGGGGAGGGUGAAAGUCGGCGCGGCGCGCGCGAGAGUCCGCGCGCGCGGAGGACGCCGCGGACGAAGACGGAACCCACGGCGGUGGAAUCGGACGACGAGGCGUUUUUACCCCCGUUCGAGAGCGAACGUGGACCGGGGGCGCGAGUGGGUGCGCGUGAGAGAGAGUUUGAGCUCACGGCGCGAGUGGAAUCGUUCGAGCGCGUCGGCUCGAGCGCGACGUUUGACUUUCGAGCCGCCGUGGCGGCGAGCGUGGGCAUGGAUGAUGUGCUUUCGAGCGAACUCGGCGUCGAUCGCGCCAGGGGGGAGUAUUUCGUGCGUACGGCGCCGAGCGUGCGCGCGGCGGCGCGCCCCGGGGACGUGGUCGUGUUUCCAAGCGGUGAGGACUCGGUGGGGUUCGCGUGCGCGCCGUCCGCGCUCGCGACGACCCUCUCGCGCAAACCGGCGCUUGUUCUUGAGGUUUGGUCCGUAUUGGACACCAGUAAGACGGCGCGCGCGAUUGUCGCGAUCGAUGAGUUGCUUCGUCGCCCGGAAGUGCGGUAUAGGGUUGAGAUGGUGGACGACGAAGGAGUCGUCGUCGGGCGCGUUCGAUUGUACAUCCGACUCGAUGCGCGCGGAUCGUCUAACGAUCCGGCACCCGCCCCGUCGACGCCACCGCCGCCAGCGCGCAAGCCGACACCGAGAGCUUUAUCACCCACGCCCGUGCCGAGCGCGCAGAAGCCUCCGGCACCGUCGUCAAAGGCGCAAACGCGUCACGUCGUCGCGCCGCCGCCGAGCGACGAUCCACGGUCUGGGAUCGAGUACAAGGUUGCGUACGAUCUCGAGGUGUGGAAGCAACACCAGAUGACAAAAUUUUAUGAAGAACUGCGAUCUAAGGAGUCGGUGCGCAUGAACAUAUUAGAGGACGAGUGGAAGCGUCACGAGACGAGGCGGAUGAGAGAGGCGGAGGAGGCCGAGCACCGGACGCGCAUAUUGGAGAAGAAGCUGCACGAAGCUGCGAUGAAUCUGGAGUUGCGCGAGCGCAAGCUGAUCGAGUUGGAAGAAAACUUCGACCACAGAAAACACAAGCUUGAACGCGAGACGGCGGCGGCGCGCGAGGAGGCAAAAGACGUGGUGCGGCGCAAUCAGGAGGCGUGCGAUCAUCGUGUUGAGAUGGAGAAACAAAAGGCUCGUGAAGCCGUUCGCGAGCGCGACGCGUUGCACCGUCGAUUGGAGCAGACAGAGGCACAACUCAUGGAAGUACAAUCUGCAUUCGCGACGCACAAGAAGGCGCAACUUGAGACGAACGAGGCCACGUUGCAGGCUGAAAUCUCUCGCUUGAUUCCUCGCUGCGAAGCAGCCGAGUCUCAAGCCAACGAGGAGGCUGAAUCAAAAGAGAGAUACAAAGGGCAACUGACGAAAAUGGCUCGACAAGUCGUCGCUCUUGAGCGUGAACGAGCACAUUUACGUCGAGCCGUAGAGCGCGCGGGCCUAAACGUGACGAACAGGAUGCAAGUCGCGCCGAGCGCGAACGAGUUCAUGAGCGAGAUGCUCGCCGGAGAGACCGGCGACGCGGACGCGUUCAUGAGCUCCUUCAGGGCGGAUAUCGCGGCCGCAUCGGGACCAAACGCUUUCUCCAAGGGCGCUUUCGCGCGCGUUGCACCUCGACCGACAGAGCCCUCUCGCGCGCCACUAUCGCUGAGACCAGAUCGAACGCAGGACCACGAUGCUUCUGAGCCGUCUCGUCCUGUUGAAGAUUUAGAAAACAGACCGCCACCGCCAAAAUUUGUGCCCAUCGAGGCGACGCUCAAUGAGAAGCGCGCGGCAGAGAAAGAGGUCAGGCGUCUCGUUGCGGAACGAGGAGAUUUGAUGCGCACGGGCAUGUACGGAAGCGGCGACAAGAUAAUCGCGCUCAUUGACGAGCGCAUAGAGGAACUCACGGACAGAAUAGCCAGCGUGUGA
Molecule: messenger RNA, 2394 nt
Organism: Ostreococcus tauri
Lineage: Eukaryota; Viridiplantae; Chlorophyta; Mamiellophyceae; Mamiellales; Bathycoccaceae
Product: unnamed product
Exons: 1
Coding region: 1-2394 (797 amino acids)
Biological process (GO): interkinetic nuclear migration; positive regulation of centriole elongation; centrosome cycle
Cellular component (GO): centrosome; centriole
Source: RefSeq, a predicted model, not a curated record